AUGUUAACUUCGACGUCAGUGACUGCGUUGGGAAAAGGCGGCAUUAUGUGGAAAGAGGUCUUCAUAGUGUGCGCUUUCACCUUCCUCGCCGUCGUUAUUCUCGAAAAUCGCUCCGUGCAAGUUACAAUAUCCCCGCAAGCUGAUUCCAUAAGCGUACAUCGAAAAACGUUUCUAAUGGGAUCCAAUUCCCUCCUCCUGCCAGACACUGUUAAGGCCUCGAACUUAAAUCCUACAAACUCCUCUGACUCAACCGAUACAGUACUAACUGGCAAUGAUCCCGUGCAAAAUGCAUCUGUAGUUAGCGUACCAAUGUCACCCAAACCGACCGUCCGUCCAUCUCGCUUUCACAUAGACAACUUCGGUUUUCCCGGACCUGUGCCGUGGGACUGGAUCCGGCCGUCGAUUCGCGUCCUCUACACAAUGAACGGCCAGAUUGCAGUGCAGCCGCUUUUUUUCAACACCGACGCUCCAGAUUCCGGCGCGGUUCCACCUGUGUGGACAGACGAGGAAAUCAACAGCAUGCUCCGAGUGGCCCGCUCGCGAAAUUUGUCAUCCGGGCAUCUGAGUGGUUAUGACGAUUCGUCAUCAUUGUUUUUUUUCGAGGCGUUUGAUCGCUAUCCAAUUAGAGGAAAAAGUGUACUCAUUAUUGGGAGCCAGACCCCAUGGGUGGAGGCGAUCUGCAUUGCAGCUGAUGCAGGGUCGAUCACGACCGUUGAUUUCAACCCUCCGGUGGUGUCACACCCUAGGAUCAAGUCGAUCUCCAUCGAGCAAUUAGAUGCGAUGGAUGACGUGUUUGACGUCAUCGUUUCGUUUUCUUCGAUUGAGCACGAUGGAUUGGGGAGAUACGGCGAUCCCAUGAAUCCCACGGGCGACCUACAACGGAUGAAAAAGAUCCAGGGCCUGGUUAAACCAGAAGGGCUUUUUUACUUGGGAGUGCCUGUUGGUAAUGACACAAUUGCGUUUAAUGCACACAGGAUAUAUGGCCCACUGCGCAUGCCGAAGCUCAUAGAGGGUUGGAAGCACCUGGACACUAUAGGGGGGAAGCUGGAGGACUUCUACACACAGUAUCAGAAUGGGCUAUUUAUACAACCAAUCCUCAUCUUGCACUAUGUACCUUGA
Messenger RNA from Closterium sp. Yama58-4, 1119 nucleotides. The record is from the annotation of a GenBank genome assembly. Lineage: Eukaryota; Viridiplantae; Streptophyta; Zygnematophyceae; Desmidiales; Closteriaceae.